UAUGGCGGCAAAUGAUGGAAUAUUUUCUUUACGGCUGGUUAUCGCCGAUUUUUACAUGGAGAAACCGGUGCCGGGCUUAGAUCCUGUUUAUUCGGAAUUUCGCGGCAAAGAAAUUAAAAAGGUUCCCAUUAUUCGCAUAUUUGGCUCCAAUGCCCAAGGACAGAAGACGUGUAUGCAUGUUCAUGGCGUAUUUCCUUACUUCUAUGUUCCCUACGAUCAGAAAGAUUUCGAAUCGGUAAAUAAGGCUAUUUAUCAAAUAGCCAUGAAUUUAGAUAAAGCUAUUAACAUAUCACUGAGUCAGGGAAGUUCAAAUGUUCAACAUGUAUUCAAGGUGCAACUGGUUAAGGGCAUACCCUUUUAUGGCUAUCAUCGUUCCGAACAUCAAUAUCUAAAAAUACACAUGUUCAAUCCACGUUUUGUGCGUCGAGCCGCAAAUCUUUUACAAAAUGGUGCUAUUAUGAAUAAAAAUUUCCAUCCACACGAAGCUCAUGUGCCGUAUAUUUUACAAUUUAUGAUUGAUUAUAAUUUAUACGGGAUGAGCAUGAUACAUGUACCGCUGGAAAUUGUCAAAUUUCGUCGUCCAGAUGAUACCCAUAUUGUGCCGAUAAAAAACAUUACUGAGGCUCAACUCUUGGAUUGUGAUAUGGCCAAAAAGAUGUCUUGUUGUAGUGUUGAAUGUGAUAUUGGUUCAAAUUUCAUAUUAAAUCGUUUUCAACUUGUUACGAAAAGUAAAAAUUCCACACAUUCAAAUCCGGGUAUUGAAUCGAUAUGGAAUGAUGAAAAGCUGAGGAGGGAGAAAAUGUACGAGAGCUUUAAAGAUGAUGAGGAGAAAUUGAAAGGGAUACCUACCCUCGAAGUACCACCAACACAAGAACGUCCAAUUGCCUAUCCAACAGAAAGUGAAAUAUUUUAUCGCACUGCCUUAGUUAGUAAACUUAUAACCAUGGAAAAUUCCAUAAUGGAAACUACACAAUCAUCAGAUCAUACCAUAAAUUGUACAUUACAAGCAAAUAUGUCAAAUACAACAUUGAACGCAAGUCUUGGAGCAACACGACACCAACAAAAACGAACCUUCAAUUUAUCGAAAAUGUUACAAAAUGCUGUUUAUCCUGAAGAAUGUUCGCAGGAAAGUGAAAAUUUAAUAAAUGCUUCAGUUGUCGAAAAUCAUCUAUCCAAUAAUAAUGUUUUUCAACAAAGUGUUUCUUCGUCUUUGAGCAAAGAUUUCUUGGAUUUAACAAAAAACGUAAAUGAUGAAAAGGAGAUGACAGAAGAUGAAAGUGUUUUCCUAGAAGAUACCAUAGUUGAUGAAGAUUUGAUAUUGAGUCUAACACAAUCACAGCAACAACAUGUGCCACAUAAUGCAACAUUACGUGAAGAAGACAUGGAGUUGUUGGAUAUAUUGCAACAACUGGAAGAUGACAAUAACAUUGAGAAAAUUGAUUUGGAUAGCAGUUUGGCACCUUUAUCACAAAACCAAAAAGAUUUCGCCUUAUCUCCCGAACUAUUGGACAAGGAAACCGCUGUAGCAGCAUUAGAAAAAUCUCACUGCCACAGUGAGGACGAUGCUGAUGAUGAUUUAAAUAAAACCGAUGACACCGAUGAUAAUCUUAAUGAUUUUUCUAUGGCCCUGGAUGAUUUAGAUGAACUUCUUUUGAAGCUAACACAAACAAAGGCCACAGAAACAGAGCCCAUACAAACAUCUUUACCACAGCACGAUGGUUCAGAUGAUAUACAAAAGACACCGAAUAAAAAUAAAAAAACCAUUCCAAAUACAACAAAAACGCCACCACGUACACCACCAACUACACCGAAUAGACGACAUACACUGGGUGCAUCACCGUCUUCUCACCGUUCACCAAGAACUCCCAAAAGUGGUCACAAAUAUAAAGCAUUGCCAUUGAUUAUUACCAAUCUUUCGACGGGGAAACAAAUUAUAACCAAUCCCGAUUCUGAGACGCCUUCAAAAUCAUCUGCGGAAGACAAAACUAAGGAUAUUAUAUCAUUGCGUAAACGAUUGGCUUUAUCAGAAUUGAGACGAAAAAGUAUUUCUGUGGAAAUGCCGGAACAAGAAAAUGUAUCGGAAUAUCCUGUGCUUGAAGAAAAUACGCAUUCAAAUCGUAGACGUUCGAGAAGGACUGUAAAUUUAGAUAAAACCCAUGUAACCUGCAAUCUAACACCCCGUAGAACUAGUGAAAAAUUAUUAAGAGUCUACAGUGUUGAAGGCAGUGAAAAUGUUGAGCAAAAGAAAGUCGUCAAUGAUGAUGUCAUCCACACAGAAGAUAAUGUUGAAUCUAAUCUGUUUAAAAAUAAUACUUCAAAUUCUGGUCACAAAGCAACGGAUGAAGAAAAUGAGAAAAUUAUUAUCUCUGGUCACAAAGCAACGGAUGAAGAAAAUGAGGAAAUUAUUAUCUCUGACGAGGUAGUUGCUGUAGAAGAUCCUUCGUUUCAAUUUCGUAAAACACCAAAUUUAAAGCGUUUAAGACGUAGUUUUCUUUCAUCGUCCCAUUCAGCUAAGAGACGUAAAAUAAAAUGCCAAGAUAAUGAAGGUAUUGAUAAAAUAUCAAGCGGAAAACAAUUGGAUGAAAGAAAUUGUUUGAAAUCUUUAGAAUUGGAUAAUAAACGGGCAAAUCAUUUAGAAGAUAAUACAUCUAAAUUUGAAAAUAUACCCAAAGAAACAGAUGGCGAAAUGAAGAGAAUAUUUAUGAAUGUCAAUUCCAAGAACAUUUCCAACACAAAAGCCCUUACAGAAAAUUUCGAUGUGGAAGCCAAAGAAACAAUAGUUAUGGCAGCGAGUGAUAAUGUUAUAAAUUAUCCAUCUGCGUUGAAAAAAUGCCGUGUACGUUUAAAGAGAGUAUGCCUAAGACCUUCUACGAAUUUGGAAAGCGAAAAACGAGGCGAUAAGAAUAUCCAUGACAUUGCAAAACAAAAUAUUACAAAUCUGAAUUUGAAGACACAACACAACUUGGAAGUCCUUAAGGAGACUGAAGAUCAAACAACUAAAACAACUAUUAGUGAUGAAGACCAUCCUAGCUAUAUUUCAAAAAACCCUCUAGUUGAAACAGUCUCUGAGAGCCUACGUACGUCUAUAAAAGUAGAGCAAAAGGAAAUGGAUGAUAUGGAAACAAAUCAAACUACAUCAGUCUCUCAAGGACAGUCUAAAUGCAAAAGAGGAAGAAUCAAAAACAUGUCCCUAAUGAGAAUGGAUAAAGGAUACACAAUAACAAACGAUGGAAAGGAUGAUAAAGCUUCUUCGGAAAAUUUAAGACGUCAAAGAGUACUUCAGGGACUCUCUAAAAGUAUCAUGGAAAAUAAAUUUCCAAAUAAAGGUGAUACAAUUGUAGCUGGUAGUACAAUAGAAAGUCAGACAGAUAAAUGUCAUAAUAAUGUGGAGCAACAUAUCACUUCGAAUGUCAUAAAUCGUUCACGACAUAAAAAAGAUCCACAAUCUCCACUUGAAUUGUAUAAUUUAAAAGCCACAAAUGAAACCCAUCCGGAAGAAUGUCCCACUAAAUCUGAAAAUAUCUUGCCAAAUUUAAGGUCUAGAAGAGCUGCUCAAAGAACGUCAAAGUCGAUAAAAGUAAACCAUAUCAAUGAUUUGCCCAUGGGAAAAGUGGAACAGGAAGUGACCAUUCCAGCCGUAGAAAAUCAGCCAGAGGAAUGCUCAAAUAAAUCCAAAAAUAACUUGAUAAAUCUAACACAUACAAGAGUUACUCGAGGAAUUUCAAAAUCUAUAAUGGAGGGAAACAAAGAACCUGUUAUUGAGGUGGACAAUAUAAAAAAGGGGAUUCAGAAGGACGAACUUGAAUCAAAUUCCUCAAUAUCUAGAAAAGAAAGGAAACCACGUGAAGAAAACCCCCUGCUGAAGGAUCCCAGUGUAAGAGAUAACGCAUCAGGAUUACCGCAGGCAAUUUCUAACUCGAAAAAUGAAAGAAAAUCGAAAAUCGAACUUACCAUUAAAAUGCAACAGGAAAUGUUUCUUGAGGAUGUUGUCAGUUCAAGAAAUAACCAGUCCAAACAAUAUGUAUCCGAGGACAAUAAUAAAACCCAUGUAAUUCCUCAAGUAUUAACUAAAUCUACAAAAGAAAUAACACCUAGCAACGAACCUAUCAUUGGAAUGCAACUCGAGGAGGAGGAGGAGACAGUCCAAACCAAUCAACCAAAAGUACAUGAGGCUACAUCCGAAAAUGUUGAACACAAUGAUACUUCAAGUACCAUGGAACAGUUAAGAUUUGAAACAAGUGAAGACUCUGAGGAAGUGUUCAAAAUUAAUGAGGGUUCUCGAGAAACAUCAAUGAUCGACCAGAUGAUUGAGUGCCAUGAAGAAUGGGAUGAUGAUAAAAGUCUAAUUAUCGAUGAUGAUGACAACAAUCUAAGUUUUGUUGAGAAUAACUUCGCAAUGGAAGGCGAAAAUAAGGAACUUUUAGAUAACAGGGAUACAGAACAAAAUGAAAAUUUAAAACAAAUAUCGGAUGGUUGUGACACCGUCCCUUCCAAACCAACAUCUGCUGAUUCUGAACAAUAUUCAAGACCAAUAUCCAAACAAACAUGCGCUGAUUCCGAAAAUUCCUCAAAGCAAUUAUCUUUGGAUUCCCAAAGGUCUUCUCAGCAAUAUUCUACAGAUUCAAUGGAAUUCUGCAACAAUGCUAAUUUGAUAAAUGCCCUACUAAAAUUAUCGGAAUUGGGUAAAAGUUUGGGAAAACCAAUUGAAACUGAAGAAUCAAAAAAGACUCCAACAAAUAUUCCACAUACCUCAAGGUCGCCUUCCAUAGAAUUUUUCUGUCAAAGUUCCGACGAUGAAAUUGCCGAAACACCCAGUCCGCCCAUGGAACCCAAAUUAAAAAACAAGGAAAUUUCAAAUCCAACCGUUGAAACAAAAUGCGUAAAAAAUGGAAUUUUAAGUUUUUAUGAAAAUAGUCCAUCCUUAUUUACCCAAAACUCAAGUCCAUGUUCCCUAACACAAAACAAACCGCCAAGUAACUCCUUGGAGGAUAAUGCUAUUCAUAUAUCAUCGUCCCAUGAAAGCAGUGAACAAUCGUCUUCACCAACUUUCGAAUCGAAAUUGAUAUUAACCCCACUCGAUUUACCACCGACAAGAGAGGAAGUAAUAAAAGGUUGUCAAAAACUCAAACUGCCCGAAUAUGAAUUCCAGCAACCGUAUUAUAGCAAUCCCGAUGAUGUUACCAAACACAAAGAAAUUGGCUUUACAAUAUUACAAAUAAACAGUAAUAAACUGAAUGAUCUGGAGGAAUAUCAAAGUAUUUUGGGUACGGACGUUAAAGGUCUUACGACAUGGAGACGUCAACAAUUGAUACGUUUAUGUGGACCAGAAAUGCUAAACAAGUAUCGUAACUCUCAAAGGGUACGGGAAUAUUUGGCCACGAAAAAGUGUGUGACCAUUGAACCCCAAAUGUCAGCUCCCUCCAGACAUGAUGUGAAAUUGUGGCUUAAGGCCAGAGAAUUAUUAAAACAAAAAGGCAGUCUCAGAGAUGAGGAGGAGGAGCAUGAUAAAAUUCGCAAUUUAACCGAGGAAGAUAGUCCCAUAAAAGUUAGGCGGCAAAAGGUAACCAUGAUGUUAAAUGAAGGUGAUGAUGGUGAUGGAGAUUACAUCGAUAGUGACACCAGUUUAAAUUGUUCCUCAAUGAGUCUAACACUAACGCCCAUAACUCCAGCCACUCCGGCGGCAAAAGAAAAUUCCCAAGCCAAAGAAGCCACAAAUAAAAGCUAUGUGAAAGAAAAAGAAAUUCUUCUUCCGUCAGCGGAUGAGAGUAUCCUACCACAUUCCUCACAAAACAGUGAAACAAGUGUAUCAAGCCAGACGGCACUUGCUGAAUUGGAGCGUUCUUCAUUUUUACGGCAAAUUGAGGCUCAAGAUAUUACGAUGUGUGGUGGCGGCGGUAGUGGUCGCAGUAAUGAUACAACAUUUAACAGCAGCUAUGGUUUUAAAGUCGCUUUGGAAAAUCUACAACAAGCCAAGGCUGAUAUUGAGUUUAAUUAUCUUACCAUUGUUGCACUGGAAUUAUUUGUGGCCACACGUGAAGAUUUCUUUCCAAAUCCACAAGUCGACGAGAUACGUUGUAUAUUUUAUGCCAUUGAAAAUAGUAUACCCAGUGAUCACAUCGAUAACGACAAGAAGCUGCCACGGAAAUCAUGUGGUUACAUUAUGGUACACGAUCCACGCGAUAAGGUAACCAAAGAGGGUCAUAUUCAUGGCUUAGAUAAAGAUAUUGAAGUGACAAUUGUUAAUAGUGAAGUUGAGGCAUUGGAAGCUCUGCUGGGUUUAUGUUCACGUUGGGACCCAGACAUAUAUGCCGGCUAUGAAAUUGAAAUGUCUUCAUGGGGUUAUAUUAUUGAUCGGGCCAAGUAUUUAUGUUUGAAUAUUGCACCGCUGUUGUCAAGAGUUCCAUCACAAAAGACUCGGGAAUUUAUUGAUGAAGAUCGUGAUUCAUUUACCGAUUUGGAUGUGGAGAUGAAGUUAUGUGGCCGCAUUCUGUUGGAUGUUUGGCGUCUUAUGCGUUCGGAAAUCGCCCUCACAUCAUACACCUUUGAAAAUGUUAUGUAUCACAUAAUGCAUAAACGUUGCCCCUGCCACAGCUAUCGCACCCUGACAGAAUGGUAUUUUUCACCCGGUUCACGUUGGAUUGUUUUGGAAUACUAUUUGGAAAGAGUACGAGGCACCUUGGCAUUAUUGGAUCAAUUGGACUUGAUUGGACGCACCAGUGAAAUGGCCAAAUUAAUCGGCAUACAAUUCUAUGAGGUGUUGUCGAGAGGUUCACAAUUUCGUGUGGAAAGUAUGAUGUUAAGAAUAGCAAAACCCAAAAAUCUGGUACCCGCCUCACCCAGUGUCCAGCAAAGAGCCCACAUGAGAGCUCCCGAAUAUUUACCUCUCAUUUUGGAGCCACAAUCCCGUUUUUAUGCUGAUCCCUUAAUUGUUUUGGAUUUUCAAAGUUUAUACCCUAGUAUGAUAAUUGGUUAUAAUUAUUGCUUCUCCACUUGUUUGGGCCGUGUGGAACAUUUGGGAAUAUCAACUCCCUUUGAAUUUGGUGCCUCCCAGCUGCGUGUCUCUCCCACAAUGCUGCGAAAACUUGUAGAUCGUGAUCUUAUUACAAUUUCACCCUGUGGUGUGGUUUUUGUUAAAUCAUCAGUGCGUGAAGGUAUUCUACCGCGAAUGCUGACAGAAAUUUUAGAUACCCGUCAAAUGGUAAAACAGUCAAUGAAACUACACAAAACAAAUUCGGCCUUACAGCGUAUUCUCCAUUCACGUCAAUUGGGUUUGAAGCUAAUGGCAAAUGUCACGUAUGGUUAUACGGCGGCAAAUUUUAGUGGUCGCAUGCCUUGUGUCGAAGUUGGUGAUUCUGUUGUAGCCAAAGGUCGUGAAACUCUAGAGAGAGCAAUUAAGACUGUGGAAUCCAAUGAAAAAUGGAAUGUUAAGGUUGUCUAUGGUGAUACAGAUUCGCUAUUUGUUUUGGUUCCGGGUCGCAAUCGUGAGGAGGCAUUUCGCAUCGGCGAAGAAAUUGCCGAUGUGGUAACCAAACAGAAUCCACAUCCGGUUAAAUUGAAAUUGGAAAAGGUCUAUCAACCGUGUAUACUGCAGACCAAAAAACGUUAUGUGGGCUAUAUGUAUGAGACACCCGACCAAGAAGAGCCCGUUUAUGAGGCAAAGGGUAUUGAGACAGUACGAAGAGAUGGUUGUCCCAUGGUGGCGAAGAUGUUGGAAAAAGUCCUGCGCAUACUUUUUGAAACGGCCGACGUUAGUCAAGUUAAGCAAUAUGUUUGUAGGCAAUUUACAAAACUAUUGUCGGGUCGUGCAAACAUACAAGAUUUAAUAUUUGCCAAAGAAUUUCGAGGCAUGAAUGGUUAUAAGGCCAAUGCCUGUGUACCAGCACUGGAGUUAACAAGAAAAUGGAUACAAACCGAUCCACGUCGCAUACCAAGACGUGGCGAACGUGUACCAUUCAUAAUCUCCAAUGGACCACCGGGGGUGCCAUUAAUCCGCCUAAUACGUCACCCGCAUGACGUAUUAGCCGAUGAGGGCCUUAAAAUUAAUGCUAUAUAUUAUAUAACCAAAGCCAUUAUACCGCCAUUAAAUCGUUGUUUACUCUUAAUUGGAGCUGAUGUAAAUGAAUGGUUUACUAAUUUACCACGUAAAAUUCUAAUGACACCAGCUCUAUCAUCGGCUAACGAAGUCAUUCCCUGUGGCAAUAACAAAUCAAAGAAAAGUACAAUUUCCCAAUUCUUCUCAUCCACCAAUUGUAUGGUGGAUUGUGGACGACAUACGAAACAGGGAAUUUGUGAUGUCUGUUGUGGCAAUCCAACACGUUCGCUGAUUAUCCUGCAAACGAAAAUGUCCAAAAUCGAAAAAGGCUAUUUAACAACACAGCAUAUUUGUCAGGCAUGUUGUGGUCGAGUUGGUGAUCUGAAAUGUAGUUCAUUGGAUUGCCCGGUGUUGUAUGUUUUAGAAGUAAAACGUCGUGAUCUGCAACAAAUUGUACAUUUUCGUAAUUUAAUUGAAGAGAAAUUUUAGGCUAAGCUAUUU
Musca vetustissima is the source of this 8533-nucleotide messenger RNA. RefSeq names its product DNA polymerase zeta catalytic subunit (gene DNApol-zeta). Gene Ontology annotation, cellular component: nucleus; zeta DNA polymerase complex. The coding region runs from base 2 to 8521 and encodes 2839 amino acids. The transcript has 19 exons. The record is from RefSeq and is a predicted model, not a curated record. Gene Ontology annotation, biological process: double-strand break repair via homologous recombination; error-prone translesion synthesis. Lineage: Eukaryota; Metazoa; Arthropoda; Insecta; Diptera; Muscidae. Gene Ontology annotation, molecular function: DNA-directed DNA polymerase activity; nucleotide binding; DNA binding.